AUGCAUGCGGAUGUUCGAGCACUGGCUUGUUUGUUUGUUGUCUGGAAGCUCCUGCUUCUCUGUGUAGCCUAUGCUAGCCCCGGACCCGGCUACGAUACCUCUACCACGUUGCUUUUAGCCCGUGCGCAGUCCUCGGUAACUGAAAAUACAUUUCUGGAAGACUUUGCGAAACAACUCGUGACGAACCUUGUUCGCUGGGACGCUUUGUACUUUGUGAGUGUUGCUCGCCGAGGUGUAAUUUUCGAACAGGAAUGGGCCUGGGGGUGGGGCUAUACCAACUUCCUUGGCUUGGUCUCUAAAGUCCUACCGGGUAAAUCUUCGCAACCGCCACUAUUUGUUCAGGCAUAUGCCGGACUGUUGGUGUCUCAUGUCGCACACCUGUUGUCUGUUCUCGUGCUGUACGGUUUGGUUCAUCGUUUGCCCAUCAGGGAUAAGCCCCAGCGUCGUAAGGUUGCCUUCAUUGCAGCAUGUCUUCAUGUCUUUUCUUCCGCUGGAUUGUUCCUUUCCGCGCCCUAUUCUGAGAGUCUCUUCUCGUUGCUGAACUUCUUUGGUGUUUUCAUGCACGCUGGCGUUCCAUAUGAAUUGCCUCUUGAAGACUAUGGGCCAUUCUCGCUGAUUCGUCUGCUGUUGUCUGGUGCUAGCUUCGGAUUGGCUACGACAGUCCGCAGCAACGGUAUUUUCAGCGGGCUUAUCUACUUCUAUCAUGUUUACAUGUUGUUCCAUUCACGGAUCAAUGUUCGCACGAUCGUAACGAUUGCCACCAUUGGCGUAUCAGCCGCAAUGAUCUUGUCAGGUAUGUUACUGCCUCAGUACAUUGCCUACCAAGAUUAUUGUGUAGCACCAUCAGACGACAACCCGAGGCCCUGGUGUUCUCGAAGCUUGCCUAGUGUCUACUCCUGGGUACAAGAACAUUAUUGGAAUGUGGGCUUUCUCCGCUACUGGACUGUCUCUAACAUACCGCUGUUCUUGCUCGCAUUGCCUAUGCUGUGCGUUCUCGUUGGCACUGGAAUCGUUGCCCCUACCUUGAAAAUGGGGCCUCCCGGAUCACCUAAACCCGAAAACUCCAGACACAAGUCAGUCUACAUUUUGUGCCUGGCUCUUCCACAGAUCUUGCUGGCUUUCUUAGCUUUCACGACAUUCCAUGUCCAGAUUGUCAAUCGCAUUGCUACUGGCUAUCCGAUCUGGUACAUCGUGCUUGCAGCAGCUUUCGUAUCGCCUGAUAUGUUUGGCAAAGUCACAAAGACACAGUCAACGCAACAACUUGUGGUUCGAGGAAUGCUCAUGUAUUCCAUUAUCCAAGGUGGUUUAUAUGCUAGCUUCAUGCCUCCAGCAUGA
Molecule: messenger RNA, 1335 nt
Organism: Aureobasidium melanogenum CBS 110374
Lineage: Eukaryota; Fungi; Ascomycota; Dothideomycetes; Dothideales; Saccotheciaceae
Product: DUF409 domain protein
Exons: 4
Coding region: 1-1335 (444 amino acids)
Biological process (GO): GPI anchor biosynthetic process
Cellular component (GO): mannosyltransferase complex; endoplasmic reticulum membrane
Molecular function (GO): GPI mannosyltransferase activity; alpha-1,6-mannosyltransferase activity
Source: RefSeq, a predicted model, not a curated record